UUAGCGUGGCGCGUCACAUAUCUCUCUUCACAUACAUAACACCUCCAUGACCGAAGCUAGUGUUUUCCAUCUACAACUCGACCAGAUCGACAAGGAUUAAAGCCAUUUUUUGCUCCUCAGCUAGGAAUCAACUUCUGUAAACAUGGCUAUCAUGCAGAGAUGCUGCUGUUUUGACAAUGUCCGCUCUGGGUCCACGGCAUCAGGAAUAUACACCCUGAUCUAUUCGGCUCUGGCGUUGGCCUAUUCAGCAUAUGUGCUCUCACUUUACACGCAAGUUGUUUCCUAUUACGGCGUGCAAGUGGUGGAUGGCUUCUUCAUUGGAAGUAUCUUGGCGGUGAUGCUGUUUGUACUGAUACUGAUUUCCUCCAUACUGCUCCUUGUUGGCGUUUCAAAGGACCAGCGUGGAUAUCUGCUUCCAUACAUGAUUGUUAUGCCGAUACUCAUUCUGCUUCACAUAGCUUACUGCAUCAUUAUCAUCGUUGCAGCGGCCGCGGUAAGUGUACUCCAUCAAUAUCAAUAUAAACUAACUGUUCUACAACUUGCAGGGAUUGGCUCCUAUGGGUCCUACAGCUCCGUGACGAGUGGUAGUAUUGUUCUGUUGAUGUUUCAACUCGCCGUCGUUGUACUUUUUACUGUGCUGGAUGUGGUUUGCUUCCUGUGCGUGGUGUCUCAGUACCAGGAGUUGAGAGAUGGGCGUGGCCGUCUGCAGGACGUGAUGGUAGCCAGGACUACCGUGAUCACCACUACUUCCCCUGGCUUUGGUGGCGCUGUCGUCGUGACCCAGCAAGGUGGCGUCCCACCGCAGAACUUAAUGCAGCAGGGCUACGCACCCCAGCAGGGCUACGCACCCCAGCAGGGCUACGCACCCCAGCUGGGCUACGCACCCCAGCAGGGCGACGCAACCCAGCAGGGCGACGCACCCCAGAAAGGCUUCGGCUACACACCCCUGCAGGAAGACUACGCUCCCGCCCAGGGAUACCCUACACUCUAA
Messenger RNA from Patiria miniata (bat star), 991 nucleotides. RefSeq lists its product as uncharacterized. The record is from RefSeq and is a predicted model, not a curated record. The transcript has 7 exons. Lineage: Eukaryota; Metazoa; Echinodermata; Asteroidea; Valvatida; Asterinidae. The coding region runs from base 143 to 991 and encodes 282 amino acids.